Molecule: messenger RNA, 444 nt
Organism: Microtus oregoni (creeping vole)
Lineage: Eukaryota; Metazoa; Chordata; Mammalia; Rodentia; Cricetidae
Gene: Hcrt
Product: hypocretin neuropeptide precursor
Exons: 2
Coding region: 55-444 (129 amino acids)
Biological process (GO): feeding behavior; neuropeptide signaling pathway
Source: RefSeq, a predicted model, not a curated record
CUGCGCUGAAGACAACUGUCUUUCCAGACUGCCCUGCCCUGAGCUCCAGACAUCAUGAAUUUUCUUUCUACAAAGGUUCCCUGGGCCGCCGUGACGCUGCUGUGGCUACUACUGCUGCCGCCAGCGCUACUGACGCUUGGGGUGGACGCACAGCCUCUGCCCGACUGCUGUCGCCAGAAGACCUGCUCUUGCCGCCUCUACGAACUGUUGCACGGCGCUGGCAACCACGCCGCGGGCAUCCUGACUCUGGGAAAGCGGCGUCCUGGACCCCCAGGCCUCCAGGGCCGGCUGCAGCGCCUUCUGCAAGCCAACGGCAACCACGCUGCCGGCAUCCUGACCAUGGGCCGGCGCGCAGGCGCAGACCUAGAGCCACAUCCCUGCCCUGGUCGCCGCUGUCUGACCGCUACCGCCACCGCUUUAGCACCCCGGGGCGGGUCAAUCUGA